UUUCUUCUCCAAAUCGAACAAAACCAAACACCUCUAUUUCGCUCCUCUUCCUUCUUUUACAGUUACCUCCAUCUCCCGAUUGAUUAUUAAUCUGUAGACUAAAGGAUCUAGCCAAGAUACAUCAACACCAAAGAUACAAAUAAUCCCCCAAAAUCCUUCUCUGUCUACACCUAAUACUCCCCGUAAAUAAAUUCUAAAACCCUAAAAUCCUUGACGGCUUCAGCAAGAUAGUUUAUUAAAUCCUUCAGGAAUUGUAAUGGUGUUGCAAAACGGGAUUAAGCUUGCUUCUAGUCUUAUUUAUGCAAACUUUGCUGAUCUUGUUGGUAAAGUAUGUGAUUGUCUAUUGCGUAAGGGAGCCUUAACCCUUCCUGAAUUGACUCGAUUCAUUGAGCUUCCAACUCAACAAGUAAAGAAUUGUCUUCUAGUCUUGAUUCAACACAACUGUGUCCUAGAUUACUCUGUUCAAAAAGAAGGUGGUAUUGGAGAGCAAGAUAAAUGGGUAGUUCAUUAUGCUGCACUCUUUGAUAACAUACUUCAUCGGAUGAGGUUCACCAAAUUCCUAGCUAUGGUAGCUGAGGAGCUGGAUAAAGAGUGUAAAGAACUUUUUGAGGGUUUAGUGCAACAUGGUAGGCUGUCUUUGGAACAACUUAUAUUACGAGCAAUACCGGAGCCAGACCAAGGAAAUAUUGCUCUUCAGGAUGGUAUACGUGCAAGCUUUGUUAAACUUGUUGAUGCGCACUAUGUGGAGCGUUGUCCAGAUUUUAAACCCUCGAUUCCGAUACCACCUCAAGAUGGAACCACUUCUACAGCGAGACGCGGUGCAAAGUCGUCUAAGAUUGCGGACCAAAGAGAGAAGACACAAGAACAACAGGCUAUCGCUAUGGCAACUUGUUCUGAAGGAAGAAGAUUUGAUAUUACGAUGAACUAUGGAACUGAUGUUAAGUCUGGAGCUAGAAUUGAAGGAAAUGCUCCAAUAAGGAUUGGCGAAAAGCGUAAGCAUGAGGAGAUAGAGAGUGAACAUGAUUGGGAGAAAAAAGAUCUUUGGCGUGUAAAUUUUGACGAGUUUGUACGCCGACUUAGGCACAAGGCUUGCGUGACAAGUGUGAGAUCACAACUAGAUGAGGGAGCUGGUACUGUGUUAAACGCAAUUCUGGAGACAACGAGAAGGGCGGAGAAAAAAGUUAAAACAGAAAUUACAGAUCCAUUAUCAAUAAAUACUAUUUAUCAAGAGGUGAUAAAUCGUGAAGAAGGUCGUACCAUGGACUUGGAACAUGUUAGAACUGCUCUUGUCCAAUUGGAAUGUCGUGUCGAGAAAGAGGCUUAUCGUGUUGAUUUGAAGAGCAUUAUUGAAACAGCUCAAAACAUGGAGGUAGAAUCUAUUGUCGAGAAAAGAUAUGGGGAAUAUGCAUGUCGGAUUUACAGAUAUCUGUCAAGGACCGGCCAUCUAGCUGAAACAGAUAAGAUUGCGGAUACGACCUUUCUUGAAAAGCAGGAUGCACUAAAAUUAUUGUACACUUUGUGGGAGAAUCGCUACUUGGAAAAGGAGAAAAUAAUUUUGAGUGGACCUACGCAAGCGCAAAAAAUGCUGUGGAAAGUGAUUAAGUGUCCCUUGUGGGAAAUCGUUCUUGAUGAGAUGCAUCAUGCUGCCUUAAAUCUGAACCAGCGGAUGGCUUAUGAGCUUGAACAAGAAAAUGAGAUUCGACAACUACCAAAGGAGAAGCGGGUGGGUGAGCUUGGUAAAAGAUUUGAACGCAUACGGAGAGUUAAGAUACUUAUGGAAUCAUCACUAAUGAAGCUGGAUGAUGCUAUAAUGCUGUUCCAUGAUUUUUAACAAGCUCUUGCCAUUGUUUUAACAACCCGAGGUUUUCAUCAAAUAUUUUGAGUAAUUUUGUAUAUGGGUUGACCUAGGAUUUUACCAAUGGUAUGACUGUUUUCUAUAUUCAGGAUUUUACCAAUGGUAUGACCAUAAAUUACACACUACUGUAUGCAACUUUAAAGAGUAAAUGCUCUUGGCUGCCAUAUGGAUUGGGACUUUAAACUCAAUGAACUGUCUGAUAAUAUGCUCUUGUGAGGAAUUUUGAAUUCA
This is a messenger RNA of Papaver somniferum (opium poppy), 2086 nucleotides long. Its product is annotated as DNA-directed RNA polymerase III subunit RPC3-like. The record is from RefSeq and is a predicted model, not a curated record. Lineage: Eukaryota; Viridiplantae; Streptophyta; Magnoliopsida; Ranunculales; Papaveraceae. Gene Ontology annotation, biological process: DNA-templated transcription. Bases 257 to 1831 code for a protein of 524 amino acids. The transcript is spliced from 13 exons. Gene Ontology annotation, molecular function: single-stranded DNA binding. Gene Ontology annotation, cellular component: RNA polymerase III complex.